AUGUCGUCGGAAAUGUUAGAAAUGGUGACUAUGUUACAAAAAUUGUCAUCUGAGAUGUCUAAUUUUACCAGUAGACAAGAACAAUUUGAAGAGAGGCAGGAACAAUCUCGACGAGCUCAAGAACAGUCAAUACGUGAGCUCCGAGAUGCAGUCAACAUUGAUCGGAGACCGGAAAGAGACAAGGAAGCAGUGGACAAUGGGGAACGACUGUAUUCCCCAUCGGAUACACCACUUUCGAUUGGGUCUUGCUCCUUCAUGCUUCCAUCUAAUUCAAAUGCAGCAGGGGUAAGUUAUAGUCAAGCUCCUAAUCUACCAGUUAAUUCACUCGCAAUUGGGUCUGUUAAUGCUGUUACUAGUACUGUUAAUGGAACCUCUGCACCUCUUUAUUCCCAAAUCUCAUCACCUUUUCACACCCAAGGAAUUCAGACUUCGAACCACCAACACACCUUACCCAUACAGUCAAUUCCUAUGCCCCAAUUUCACCAAUCACCCAUGUUUCAACCCAAUAAUUACCCAGUUCCACCCAUACAAGGGUUUCAACCCAUGUUCCAGAAUCAAAAUUAUUCAACCCCACCUACACAAGGAUUUCAAUUUCAACCAACACAGUUCUCCAAUUAUAAUCACCUGCCCUAUGGUGCAACCCUUGGUACUAACUACUCUAAUUCAGGAAUUCCAUAUGCAAGUACUUAUCUACCUACUCACAUUCCAUCAUCCAUAUACCAUCAAAUUCCUGUAGCCCAAUCACCACUACCAAACUACAACACUAGUCAGCAAAUACCCUAUCCUAAUCCAGUACAAAACAGUCACAAUAUCCACCUUCCUAUUCCUUCAUUCACUAAGUACACCAAAAUUGAGUUUCCAAGGUUCUCCGGGGAGGACUUAAGAACUUGGUUGUAUAAGGUGGAACAAUUCUUCUCUGUAGAAGACAUUUCCAUCCACCAGAGGUUGAAACUAGUAGCAAUUCAUUUUGACGGUGAUGCAUUACAAUGGCAUCAAGGGUAUAUGAAAGCAAGAGCUCACUUGCCAUUACCCACAUGGGAAGAAUACUUGUAUGCACUUGCUGAUAGAUUUGGUGCAGAAUACACUGACCCUAUGACAGAGUUGAUGAGGGUGAAACACACUGGUUCUGUAAAAGAAUAUCAGGCAGCUUUUGAUAGUGUCAUGACUAGACUGAACUUAUCUGUUGAACAUUCAAUUAGUAUAUUUUUGAACAACCUAAGGCCUGAAUUGAGUGAUGCUGUGAGGAUUGGAAAUCCUUGUAACUUGCCACAAGCUUACUACUUGGCAAGAUUACAUGAAUCUAAUUUUGCUGCUCAAAGCAAGGCAAUUAAGGGAAUAACUUCUGGAUAUGUUCACUCUCAAUCUAAGCCAGCCAUUGGUAAUAGUUCAAAUACCUUUCAGAAGGGAAAUUUUGGGGGGUAUAGAAGGCCUGUUACUGCAAGGAUGGAUACCAAUAGAAGGAAGAGACUGACCCCAGCAGAAUUGGAUGAAAAGAGAUCAAAGGGAUUGUGUUUUUUGUGUGAUGAAAAGUAUACACCUGGUCACAGGUGUAAAGCUAAAAGACAACUGUUUUCCAUGGAACUAGAGGAAGGGGAAGAACUGGUGGAUUGUGAGUUAGAAGUUCCAGAAGAAGAGGAUAUAAUAGAACAAGAGUGUGUGGAAGAAACAACACUGGAAAGUUGUGCCAUAUCAUUGCAAGCUUUAAAUGGCACUAUGGGAUACAAGACAUUAAGACUUAAGGGAUUUAAUGAACAGAAUCCUAUAGAAGUUUUCAUAGACUGUGGUUCCACCCACAACUUCAUUGAUGAGGAAGCAGCUAAAAGAUUGGGGUGUGAGGUGAUAACAAUUAAAGCCCAAUUGGUGCAAGUAGCUGAUGGAAGGGGAAUACCUACUAACAAGUUAUGUAAAGGGUUCAAAUGGUUCAUGCAAGGGGCCAUGUUUCAAGAUGACUUCUUAGUGUUCCCUGUUGGCAAGAGUGAUAUGGUAUUGGGAGUACAAUGGUUGUGUCCUUUGGGAGAUAUCAAGUUCAAUUUUCAGAAACUCUUUAUGGAAUUUGAACAUCAAGGACAGUUGCUGAAAUUACAAGGGAUUCAACCCAAGUUUAAGACUGUAGAAGCAAGGUCCAUCACCAAAAUGACGGAGGUGAGCUCGCAGUUUUUCAGGAUACAAGUGAGAAGUGCUGAAAUGGUGAUAAACAAAAGGGAGGAAAUUGUGGUAGAAGAUGAACCAGUAGCUGUGACAGGGUUGUUAGAAGAGUAUAAAUGUAUUUUUGGGGAACCUCAGAAACUUCCUCCAUCAAGGGGAGUUUUUGACCACCAUAUUCCAUUGCUUGAAGGGGUCAAUCCUGUUAACUCUAGACCCUAUAGAUAUUCUCCAAUACAGAAAGACAUUAUAGAGAAGAUGGUAAGGGAAAUGAUGGAGCAAGGGAUCAUUCAACAUAGUUCAAGUCCAUAUGCAUCACCAGUGGUGCUAGUUGGUAAGAAGGAUGGGUCAUGGAGACUAUGUGUAGACUAUAGAGCUUUAAAUAAGGGGACUAUAAAAGACAAGUUUCCAAUACCAAUUAUAGAAGAACUGUUGGAUGAAUUGGGAGGCUCUCAAAUCUACUCAAAGAUAGAUUUAAGGGCUGGGUACCACCAGAUUAGGAUGGCACCAGCUGAUAUUGCCAAAACUGCUUUCAAAACCAAUUCUGGACAUUUUGAGUAUCUAGUCAUGCCCUUUGGGCUAACUAAUGCUCCAUCUAGUUUUCAGAGUCUUAUGAAUCACAUAUUUCAAGAUCAUUUAAGAAAAUUUGUCUUGGUUUUCUUUGAUGACAUUUUAAUUUACAGCAAAACCUUGGAAGACCACCUGGUGCAUCUUAAGAUUACUUUCGAACUGUUGGUGAAGAACCAGUUGCUAGCUAAAAGAAGUAAAUGUGUUUUUGCUGCUGAAAGGGUAGAGUACUUGGGACACUACAUAUCAGCAGAAGGGGUAGCUACAGACCCUAAAAAAAUAGAAGCUGUUCAAGAUUGGCCAGUACCUGAGACUCUCAAACUGUUGAGAGGGUUCUUAGGUCUAACAGGUUAUUAUAGAAGGUUCAUUAAGGGGUAUGGGGUUAUCAGUAAACCUCUUACUGAGUUGUUGAAGAAAGACAGUUUUAUGUGGAAUCAAAAGGCAACUGAGGCUUUCAAGAAGCUCAAGGUGGCACUCACAACAGCACCUGUAUUGGUGUUGCCUGACUUUUCAAUGAUCUUUGUUGUAGAAACAGAUGCAUGCAACAUUGGUAUUGGGGCAGUAUUGAUGCAGAAAGGACAACCCAUUGCAUUUCUCAGCAAGGGUUUGUCUGUUCAGCACCAAACUUUGUCUGUCUAUGACAAGGAAUUAUUGGCUCUAGUGAUGGCUAUUAACAAAUGGUCACAGUAUUUGAUAGGGAGAACAUUUAUUGUCAAAACAGACCAGAAGGCUCUUAAAUUUCUAUUGGAACAGAAAUUACACACUGGAACACAGCUCAAGUGGAUUACCAAACUUAUGCAGUAUGACUUCAGCAUAGAGUAUAAGAAGGGGAAGGAAAACAAGGCUGCAGAUGCAUUAUCUAGGCUGCCAUUAGUAGAGUUUUCUGCAAUGACACUAUCCACAAUUAAGACUAACUUGCUACAGCUGGUUAUGCAGAGUUGGGAGCAAGAUGGAGAAAUACUUGAAUUGAUACAGACUCUUAAAACUGGAAGUGGGACAGAAAAGGGGUAUACUUUCCUUAAUGAUCAAUUGAGAAAGAAUGGGAGAUUGGUGGUAGGACCAGUGGAACAAUUGAGGAAAGAAAUUAUAACUCUUUGGCAUGAUUCACCUCUAGGAGGACACUGUGGAGUGGAUCACACUUACAGGAAGUUAUAUGCAUUAUUUUAUUGGAAGGGGAUGAGAGGGGAUGUUCAAGAAUAUGUGAAGGGUUGUGAUGUUUGUCAAAGACAUAAAUAUGAUAAUGCCCCUUACCCUGGAUUGUUACAACCUUUGAAGGUGCCUACACAGGCUUGGGGAAGUGUAAGCAUGGAUUUCAUAGAUGGUUUACCUAAGUCUAAGGGAAAAACUGUUAUCUGGGUUGUGGUAGAUAGACUAACCAAAUAUGCUCACUUUGUUGGUCUAUCCCACCCUUAUUCAGCAAGUGAAAUAGCUAAAUUGUUCAUGGAGAACAUUUAUAAACUUCAUGGGAUGCCUGAAGACAUUAUAAGUGACAGGGACCCUGUAUUUACUAGCAAGUUGUGGCAAGAAUUGUUUUCUAUAUUGGGGGUCACUUUGAACACAUCUACUGCAUACCAUCCCCAGACUGAUGGUCAAACAGAGGUGAUCAAUAGAUGUUUAGAAACUUAUUUGAGGUGCUUUUGCUCUGAAUCUCAGAAGGAUUGGUAUUCUUACCGUGCUACUGCGGAAUGGUGGUACAACACCACUUUCCACAACUCAAUACAAACCACUCCUUAUGAGGCCCUUUAUGGACAACCUCCACCUAUGCAUUUACCCUAUAUAGCAGGAGAGUCAGGCAUGAAAGAAGUUGAUAGAAGUUUACUGACAAGGGAGUUCAAGAAUCAGCUUCUACAGUUUCAUCUCAAGAGAGCUCAACAGAGAAUGAUGGACCAAGAUAAUAAGCAUAGGUCAGACAGGCAGUUUCAAGAAGGGGAUUGGGUAUACUUAAAAAUUCAACCUUAUAGGCAAGUUACAUUAUCUGGAGGAAAUUUCAACAAGCUGUCAGCCAAAUAUUAUGGCCCUUAUCAAGUAUUACAAAGAAUAGGAUCAGUAGCAUACAAACUAUCCUUGCCAACACACUUACUUCUUCAUCCUACAUUCCAUGUUUCACAACUAAAACCUUGUCACACACUACCAUCUGUUUUCUCCCAUCCACCUGUUGUUGAACUUGCUAGUCCCUACUGUCCUCAACCAGCUAAGGUGUUAGAAAGAAGAAUGAUUCAAAAGGGCAAUAAGGCUGUGCCUCAAGUGUUAGUACAAUGGGAACAACUACCAAAAGAUUUGGCCACAUGGGAGGACUAUAAUGCUUUGCUCCUCAGGUUUCCAGCUUUUAUUCCUUGA
This is a messenger RNA of Lycium barbarum (goji berry), 5046 nucleotides long. RefSeq lists its product as uncharacterized. Gene Ontology annotation, biological process: DNA integration. Gene Ontology annotation, molecular function: nucleic acid binding. Lineage: Eukaryota; Viridiplantae; Streptophyta; Magnoliopsida; Solanales; Solanaceae. The transcript has a single exon. The record is from RefSeq and is a predicted model, not a curated record. Bases 1 to 5046 code for a protein of 1681 amino acids.